AUGCGCUGUUUUUCCUCAAUUGCUCAGAAAAGCACCAAAAGCAAGUGGGUUUGUGGGAGGGAAUCGCGUGAAGCGUUCCACGAGCCAAGAAGCCACGACCUUUUCUCGCCCCAGCAGGGUCCCUGCGGGAGCCUCAAGGAGCCGGUUGCCUUGGACGGAUUUGCCACGCCCCCAGAGGCCGCGCUCGUGCAGGCCACGCCCCAUGCAGGCCACGCCCCCAGAGGCCGCGCUCCGCAUAGACCACGCCCUCAGAGGCCACGCCCCCUAGAGCUCGCGCUCCGCGCAGGCCACGCCCCCAGAGGCCACGCUCCGUGCAGGCCACGCCCCCUACCACGCCCCCCGACGCGGCGCUACGUACAGACCACGCCCAUAGAGGCCACGCCUCCUAGAGACCAUGCUCCGUGCAGACCACGCCCCCUGCAGGCCACGCCCCCAGACGCGGCGCCGCCCACGCCCCUCACUCGUGGCCCCGCCCACAUACGGCCCCUCCCUCGUAGCCACGCCCACUUCCGGCUAGUCACGCCAUCCCUCGCGGCCACGCCCACUUCCCCGUUAGCCACACCCCUCCCCCGUGACCCCGCCCACGCCGGCCCCCUCCCGACUAGCCCACACCCUCGUGGCCCCACCCACUUUUCGUUAACCACGCCCCUCCCGCGUGGCCCCGCCCACUCCAGGCUACCUCAGGCCCCUCGUGACCCCCACCCACUUUCAGUUGGCCACGCCCCUCUCGCGUCCCCGCCCACUCCCUGCCGAGCCAUGCCCCUAGUGGCCACGCCCUCAUCGUGCGAGCCCCGCCCUCGAUGCCCCGCCCACUUUCAGUUGCCACGCCCACCCCUCGCGCCCCCUCCCAAUCCCGGCGGGCCGCGCCUUCGUGGCCCCGCCCACUUUCCGUUAGCCACGCCCAUCCUGGCUCCGCCCAGUUAUGCCCCGCCACGCCCCUCCCCCGUGACCCGCCCACUUCCGCCGACCACGCCCCCUUGGGGCCCCCGCCCGCUAUUCGUCAGUCACGCCCCGCCCACUUCCGGUCCCGCCCUCUCCUCGCUCAGCCCCGCCCAUGUGGGCCCCGCCCACUGUCCCGUAGCCACGCCCCUCGCUCGCGUCCCCCGCCCACUUCCGGCCCCCGCCCUCUUCUCGUUCAGCCACGCCCAUGUGGGCCCCGCCAACUGUCCCGUAGCCACGCCCCUCGCUCUGCCCCCGCCCGCUUCCGGCCCCGCCCUCUUCUCGCUCAGCCCCCACCCAUAUGGCACCGCCCACUGUCCCGUAGCCACGCCCCUCGCUCGCGCCCCCGCCCACUUUCGGCCCCGCCCAUGUGGGCCCCCCACUGCCCCGCAGCUACGCCCCUCGCUCGCGCCCCCGCCCGCUUCUCGCUCAGCCCCGCCCACGUGGGCCCCGCCCACUGUUCCGCAGCCACGCCCCUCGCUCGCGCCCCCCGCCCACUUCCGGCCCCGCCCUCUCCUCGCUCAGCCCCGCCCGUGUGGGCCCCGCCCACUGUCCCGUAGCCACGCUCCUCUUUCGCGCCCCGCCCAUUUCCGGCCCCGCCCCCUUCUCGCUCAGACCCGCCCACUGCCCGUAGCCACGCCCCCCCGCUCGCACCCCCCGCCCACUUCCGCCAGCGACGCCCCUCGUGGCCCCGCCCACUUUCCGUUAGCGGCGUCCCUCCCUAGUGCCCCCGCCCACUUCCACUAG
Tachyglossus aculeatus (Australian echidna) is the source of this 1686-nucleotide messenger RNA. RefSeq names its product extensin-like. The coding region runs from base 1 to 1686 and encodes 561 amino acids. Lineage: Eukaryota; Metazoa; Chordata; Mammalia; Monotremata; Tachyglossidae. The transcript has 7 exons. The record is from RefSeq and is a predicted model, not a curated record.